AGGAAGGAGGCGGGUCCACAUUGCUGAGGGCUCUGUCGGAGGUCUGCAAUUAGGGAUAGUUAUAUUUUAAAUGUUGGGAGUGAGCACAUUUUUCCCGUCGUCGCAAGAGUCGUGUUUACUUCGUGCAGCGCAGAUAGCAGAGAAAAACAAAAGUUUAAAGAUUAUCCGAGCUGACAAUAUCAGCAGGUGCUGGGAGAGGCUGAGGUAGCGAUGACCAGAGCAAAGUACAGAGUUCAGAUUUUCACAGGGCAGCCUUUCUCUGCACUGCUGCAGUCAGCUGUCUUCAGUCUGUGAGAGUGGCAGUGUGUCACAGCCUGGAAUCAGAGUCAAGCAUGGCCUACAGUCAACAUAGGCAUGACCAACUCUUUGCCCUCUUUAUUGCCCUGAUGUAUCCUGUGCUGCUGGUGAAAUGCCACCCCCAGUGCCUGGAUUUUAAACCCCCAUUCCGGCCACAGAACGGCCUGUCAUUCUGUACCAUGUACAGUCAGUUCGGUUGCUGUGAUUCCACCAAAGACCAGGAAAUCAUGAACCGCUUCUACAGCAUCGUGGAUAGUUUUGACUACUCUCUGUACGCCACAUGUGCUGCCUACAUCCAGGAUAUGCUGUGUGCGGAAUGCUCUCCAUACGCUGCUCAUUUGUACGAUGCAGAGGAUCCAACUACCCCAGUCAGACAGCUGCCAGGUCUUUGUGAUGAAUAUUGUGUCGAAUUCUGGAAUAAAUGCAAGACAACCGUGCGUGCCUUAGUGAAAGAAGGAGAGCUUCUGGAAAUUGUAUCCAACAGAAAGAAAUUCUGUGACAUCUUACAACUGCAAGACCUGGAUUACUGCUUCCCUCGUGUCUUAUCGAACAGCAAUCUGACGAGAAAUCUUGGGGCAGUUGUGGCUGAUUCUGAUGGCUGUCUCCAGCUAUGUCUGGAGGAAACAGCAAACGGUCUACGCAAUCCUGUUGCUAUGGUACAUGCCAAUGACGGAACCCAUCGUUUUUUUAUCGCUGAACAGAUUGGCAUGGUCUGGGCAUAUCUGCCCAACCGGGCCAGGGUUGAGAGACCGUUUUUGAACAUUACCGAGGCAGUCCUAACUUCACCCUGGGAAGGGGAUGAGCGAGGAUUUCUGGGCCUGGCAUUUCACCCAAAAUUCAAACACACUGGAAAGGUCUACGUAUAUUACUCUGUUGAGGUGAAUCUCGAAGAGAAGAUUAGAAUCAGUGAGUUUAGAAUUUCUUCCCAUGAUAUGAAUAUGUUGGAUCAUAGUUCUGAGAGGAUCAUUUUGGAAGUGGACGAACCAGCGUCGAACCAUAAUGGAGGCCAACUCCUUUUUGGCAAGGAUGGCUAUCUCUACAUUUUCACUGGAGAUGGUGGAAUGGCCGGGGAUCCAUUUGGGAAAUAUGGAAAUGCUCUAAACAAGUCAGCUUUACUGGGUAAAGUGCUUCGGAUAGAUAUCAACAAUAAUAAUCGUGGUCCCCUUUAUAAGAUUCCCCCAGACAAUCCCUUCAUCCAGGACCCAGAUGCCCGGCCAGAGGUUUAUGCCUACGGAGUGCGGAACAUGUGGCGAUGCUCUGUAGAUCGAGGUGACCCUCAAACAAAAGAGGGAAAUGGAAGAAUCUUCUGUGGGGAUGUUGGACAGAACAAAUUCGAGGAAAUUGAUAUCGUUGAGAAAGGGAGGAACUAUGGUUGGAAAGCAAGAGAGGGGUUUUCAUGCUAUGACAAGAAGCUCUGUGGAAAUUCCUCCCUGAGUGGUGUUCUGCCUAUAUUCGCCUAUCCUCAUAGUGUUGGAAAGUCUGUCACUGGGGGCUAUGUCUACAGAGGCUGUGAAUCUCCCAACCUUAAUGGACUCUACAUAUUCGGUGACUUCAUGAGUGGGCGUCUGAUGGCACUAGCUGAAGAUUCUAGAACAGGGAGCUGGUAUGAUUAUAAGAUCUGCAUGGGAAGAGGUCAGACAUGUCUGUUCCCAGGACUAUUGAACAAAUAUUAUCGGUACAUUAUCUCCUUCGCUGAGGAUGAGGCAGGAGAAUUAUAUUUCCUGUCUACACGGAUUCCUACGUCCACAUCUGCUACUGGAGUGGUUUACAAAAUAGUUGAUCCUUCACGGAGGGCACCACCAGGAGCGUGUCAGUAUAAUCCUUUACCGGUUAAAGUGAAAAGCCGCCUCAUCAAUUUUGUGCCUAAACCAAAAUGGACACCACGUCCCAGGAAGAGACCGACAAAGAACAAACCCAAAGGGAGACAAAGGACCAAUCUACCACGAAAAGGCAGCUCUCCAGAUUGGUUCCUGGAACUCCUGCAGACCUUAGAAAAGCUGCAAACAGAGUGGGAUACAGCUCCCGAUCAGCAUGUCGCUACGUCAGCAACUAGCCCUGAAGAAAGACACGCACAUUCUGGCAGGAAGCAGAACAAUGCUGGCCCAGCAAACAGGAGAUCAGAGAGUACUCCGACAAAUGGAGCAGUGCGCCUGGUGAAUGAACAUGACAGGGCAGACCGUGGCAGGGUGGAGAUUUACAUUGAUGGAGUAUGGGGGACGGUGUGCGACGAUCUGUGGGACAGACAGUCGGCUGCUGUUGUGUGUCACCAGCUUGGAUUCCCAUUUGCCAUCGAAGCCUAUCGGAGAGCUGAAUUCGGACAAGGAAGUGGGCCUAUUCUUCUGGAUGAUGUGGAAUGUGAUGGGAGCGAAAAGAACCUUCUUCAGUGUCACCACUCAGAAAUUGGAGAGACUAAUUGUUCGCAUCAUGAGGAUGCAGGUGUUAUGUGCGGGCACACAGAACCUUAAAGAAUCUUAAAGGAGCACAGCAAACAUUGCAAAGUAAUUCAUCGGUGAAAACAAAAUCAGGAAUUAUCUUACCAAAACCAAUUGCCAUUUUCCUGGAGUAUGUGAGAGGCAUCUCCGGGAAAUGAAGAGUGCUCACUGUAGCAGCAUUAACACGAGCAACUAUUGGCACAAAGUGCUUCUAAAUAAUUUACGUCAACAUUAUUCUUUUUGAAGACUGUGUAUCAUUUUCCAAAUAAUAUAUUUUAAACA
Hemiscyllium ocellatum (epaulette shark) is the source of this 3011-nucleotide messenger RNA. RefSeq names its product HHIP-like 1 (gene hhipl1). Lineage: Eukaryota; Metazoa; Chordata; Chondrichthyes; Orectolobiformes; Hemiscylliidae. The transcript has 9 exons. Gene Ontology annotation, cellular component: membrane. The record is from RefSeq and is a predicted model, not a curated record. Bases 333 to 2762 code for a protein of 809 amino acids.